Messenger RNA from Eublepharis macularius, 3371 nucleotides. RefSeq names its product leucine rich repeat containing 1 (gene LRRC1). Gene Ontology annotation, molecular function: protein binding. The record is from RefSeq and is a predicted model, not a curated record. Gene Ontology annotation, biological process: neurotransmitter receptor transport, endosome to postsynaptic membrane; neurotransmitter receptor transport postsynaptic membrane to endosome. Gene Ontology annotation, cellular component: postsynaptic membrane; postsynaptic density; adherens junction. The transcript is spliced from 14 exons. Bases 695 to 2260 code for a protein of 521 amino acids. NCBI's taxonomy places the organism in Eukaryota, Metazoa, Chordata, Lepidosauria, Squamata, Eublepharidae.
CCGAGGGCUGGUGAUGUCAGCUGGGAAAGGGAGAGCGAGAGCGCCCGAGGAAAGGAGGGGAGGGAGCGAGCCGAGCCAGGGUUCCGGGUCAGGCGCAGGAAUGGAAACGCGGCGGCCGAGCCAGGCCGAGAGCCGCGCGCCUGCAGUCCGCGGCUAGCCAGCCAGCCAGCCAGAACCCCGUGCGACUGAUUGGGCGGCGGAGACAAUACGAGGAGGAAGGGCUUCGCUCUCUGUUCUGUUUCUUCGGCGGAGUUGCUUCUGGAGCCGGGGAGGGCGAGGGAAAGAGUUUCCUCCAGUCCCAGGCGAAUGUUUAGUGGCCGGUUCCUGCUGCGGGCUAGCCGAGAAGGAAGAAGAGAGGGAAGAGGAGGCGGCGCAGAGGGCGCCGGGGAAGGCGGCGACUGGCAAGCCAGCCCUGGGGACGCGCUUCGGGAGCCCGGCGUCGGUGGGGGUUGCUAGGGGGCGGGUUUGGCGCGUGCGCGCGCCCCUCUGUCCACGGGGGCUUCGCCGAAGCUGAGGCGGCGGGAGUCGGCGAGAAAGUCCACCGAGGGAGGGGACGCGCGCGCCGGAGAGGCCGAGGCCGCGCGCCGCUCCAGCCCCCGGUGGCUGCCAGAGCCCCGCGCCGCUUCGGCAAGCGGGCGGCCGGCGAGCGGCUCUUGUUUUCGUUGCCUCUGCCGCCGCCGCCGCCUGCGCUGCUAUGUUCCACUGCAUCCCGCUGUGGCGGUGCAACCGUCAUGUGGAGUCCAUCGACAGGCGCCACUGCUCGCUGGUCGCCGUGCCGGAGGAGAUCUACCGCUACAGCCGCAGCCUGGAAGAGCUCCUGCUGGACGCCAACCAGCUCCGCGAACUACCCAAGCCUUUUUUUCAGCUUGUAAAACUACGAAAACUUGGGCUUAGUGAUAAUGAAAUCCAGCGACUUCCUCCAGAGAUAGCAAACUUCAUGCAGCUUGUGGAACUUGAUUUGUCUCGAAAUGAUAUUCCUGAAAUUCCUGAAAGCAUCUCCUUCUGCAAAUCAUUACAAGUAGCAGACUUCAGUGGGAAUCCCCUCACCAGGUUGCCUGAAAGCUUUCCUGAACUACAAAACCUAACGUGUCUUUCUGUAAAUGACAUCUCACUACAAGCAUUACCUGAAAAUAUUGGAAACCUUUAUAACCUGGCAUCACUGGAAUUAAGAGAGAAUUUGUUGACAUAUUUACCAGAGUCAGUUGCCCAGCUACAAAGACUAGAGGAGUUGGACCUAGGGAACAAUGAACUUUACAACUUGCCAGAAACUAUAGGUGCACUUUAUAAUCUUAAAGACUUGUGGCUGGAUGGAAACCAGCUAGCUGUAUUACCUCAGGAAAUAGGAAGCCUGAAAAACCUGCUGUGUUUGGAUAUUUCUGAGAACAAACUGGAAAAACUCCCUGAAGAGAUAAGUGGUCUGACGUCUUUAACUGACCUGCUCAUCUCUCAGAAUCUUCUAGAGGUGCUUCCAGAUGGUGUAGGAAAAUUAAAACGAUUAUCGAUCUUGAAGGUUGACCAGAACCGGCUUCUUCAGUUAACAGAAGCAAUAGGUGACUGCGAAAGCCUUACUGAGUUAGUCCUUACAGAAAACCAGCUUCUGACUCUACCGAAAACCAUUGGAAGACUAAAGAAGCUAAAUAUACUGAAUGUUGACAGAAACAAAUUAGUAUCUUUACCCAAAGAGAUUGGUGGGUGUAGCAGUCUAAAUGUAUUUUCGGUACGGGACAACCGAUUAUCUAGGAUUCCUUCUGAGAUAUCACAAGCCACAGAACUUCAUGUGCUGGAUGUAGCUGGGAAUAGGUUGCUGCAUCUUCCCAUGUCACUGACUAGCUUGAAGCUGAAGGCUUUGUGGCUGUCAGAUAACCAGUCCCAGCCUUUGCUUACAUUCCAGACAGACACAGACCCUGAAAUAGGAGAAAAGAUCUUAACAUGUGUUUUACUUCCUCAACUGCCUUCUGAGCCUGAUAACCUGCCUCGAUGCGGUGCGAUGGAGAGCUUGGUAAAUGAAAUGUCAGAUGAAACGUGGAAUGAAAGGACAGUAAACAGAGUCAGUGCAAUCCGCUUCUUAGAAGAUGAAAAAGAUGAAGAAGAUAAUGAAAUGAAGACGCUUCUAAGGCGAGCCACUCCACACCCUGGGGAAUUAAAGAACAUGAAAAAGACAGUGGAGAAUUUACGGAACGAUAUGAAUGCUGCUAAAGGACUGGAUUCAAACAAAAAUGAGGUCAAUAAUGCCAAUGACAGAGUGACCACUUCUGUGUAAAGGCUCACUUCCUUUGAGUUUUCACCUCCUGUGCCUUUUCCCUGCUGUCGAAUUGUUCUUGUUGCAUCCUGGAAUAUCAUUCAGUCAACCCUCAUGUGUUGAGCCUGAAAUCCGACUCAUCUCGUCCUUAUGUCAUUUUUUGAGAGGUGUUUCUCACUAGAAGAAAAGUGCCUUAUUUCAGCCCAAGCAUUUGAAUAAGAGAGCCCAAUGUACUGAGAAAAUGUCUCCCAUGAUUGUGUCCUUUGCUUACACAGCUCUGGUUUGUGUCUUGGUGAAUUGUGCCCUUAAUUUCUAAUGUUGUCAGCCAUUUAAUAGGGUUUUAAGGUGGUUGUUUUCUUUUCUUUGAACAAGGGGAAUACACUAUUAUACAAUCAUGCAUGUCAUGCACAGGGGAGUUGUCCGUGGUUUAUUUCCCCCCCUAAAUUGCUGGGGUAUUUAUACUGCCCUGUGUUGACUUAUGGCAAAAAAAAAAGUAAUUAUGGAGAACUUAUCUUUUUUAACCUCUCUGGCAGCUCAGAUGGUGUAAAUUUUAUAAUUUUGUAUAGGUAUUUCAUAACAAAAUGAUGUAUUUCAUUUUUAAAAAUUUUUAGACGGUACAUUUUACUAUUUUUGUGGAAGAAUGUCAUUGAUGUUAUUGUCUGUUAUAUCUAAUUGUGCCUUAAUGCAGCUGAAGUCAGAUUAGUGUUAAAAAAAAAUUAUGAACAGAGAACACAGUUUAAACAGAGGUGCCUGUUUUGCUGUUUUGCAAAAAUGUAAUGAUUUCCCUUCCUCCCUCUUUAAAAAGCAAAGUUUGCAAAAUACUCUGUAUGUUAUAGUGGUGAUGUUAGAUGCUCAAAUUGCUACUGCCUUUUUUUUGACAUGGAGCACACAUACACUUUUUGAAAAAAGCGUUAAUGAAGAAAUUAAAUCGCCUUGUAUAUAGCUGCAUUGCAGCCAUUCAAACUUCAGGUGCCCACUUUUAAGUCAAAUGUGCCAUUUGUGACUUUUAAUAACUGGAAGAGCAGAAGUUGUGAAAACUUUAAUUUUAUGUACUACGCAGGCAUGAUAUUCUGAAGCAUACUUUGGAAGGUUUUAUAUCUAUAUAAAACCUAAUAAACAGUUUUAAAAAGUG